AUGACGGCCAUGACCACCGCAAGCCAAGUCAACGCGCAGGCGCCCGUCUGCACGCUCAGCUAUCGCCAGUUUCAUCUGCUUUGGACGCUCCCGCUCUGCGUGCUCCUCUUUCUCGUCGCCAGGCCCUUCCUCACCAAACUCGACCGUGCCAAGCUCAUCCUGCUACCCAUCAUCGCUUUCCUAUGGACAACGCCCUGGGACAACAUCAUCGUCAAAAACCGCGCCUGGUCCUACCACCGCCACUGCAUCUGGUUCACCAUCGGCUACGUCCCCAUCGAAGAGUACUUCUUCUUUAUCAUCCAAAGCCUCAUCUCCACCCUCUGGUGCACCCUCCUUACAAGAUGGCAUCUGCCCAACCUCUACCUCGCACCGCCUGCCGACGGCCGCCGUCGUCGCAGUCUUGCCACUCCCACCCUCGUCGCGCUCAUCGUGCCAUUCCUCCUCGGCCUCAGACUCGCCGUACCAGACACCCACUCGUACUACUUUGGCAUGAUCUCCUGGUGGGCCUCCUUGCCCCUCGCUCUUCUGCUCUGGGGCUCCAUCGACUUUAUCCGCAACAUGCCCAUCCGCGCUGGCCUCCUCCCCUUUGCCCUCUCCGUCAUGGCUCCAACAGUGUAUCUGUGGUGCUCCGACGUCUACGCCCUCCGUCGCGGAACCUGGCACAUCAACGAGGCCACCUCGCUCAACAUCUUCCCCAUACCGGACCUCCCCGUCGAGGAGAUGCUCUUCUUCCUCGUCACCAACCUCAUCCUCGUCAGUGCCUGCUACACCUUUGACCGAUGCGUCGCCAUCUGCAGGCAGACCGCUGCCUCAGAGCGUCCUCCCCUGUCGCCCAGCUAUCUGCCGCUCGCCGCUCCAUCCACCUACUCGGAGCUCUGGAAAGCCUUUGUCCGCUCCGACCACCGCCCACACCUCACCACCGCGCUAUCGGCGUGCGUCGAGCCUCGCGAUCUGUCGGCGUCCUUGCGCGUGCUUCGCGCCGCCUCCAAGUCCUUCAACGCCGCCAGCCUGCUGCUACCCUGGGAUCUGCGCACCGAUCUCGGCUGCCUCUACGCCUUUUGCCGCGUGGCUGACGACCUGGUCGACGACGAGGCGGAGAGUGUCGAGGCGAAAUCGCAGAAUCUCGAGGUGGUCAGGCGCAUCGUGGAUGCCAUCUACGCAGAGUCGGACACCAACGGCAAGGCGGCGCUCAACUCUGCAGAGGGGCCUGCCGUGCCCAUCAGCGAUCGCAUGCGUCUGCUGCUCGCCUCGGUGGCGUUGGCGGAAAGCGUCAAGGAGGAUGUACGCGCAGCCGCAGCGUCAAUAGCGCCGCUCACACACUACAUCCCCAAGCGUCUUUGGUACGAGAUGCUCGAGGGCUACAGCACCGAUCUGCGCUUCGAGCAUGCGGAUGUACACAAGCGCACGCGUCUGAUCACCAUGGACGAUCUCGUCGAGUACUCGCAGUGCGUCGCCGGCGUCGUCGGAGAAAUGUGCACGCGCGUCAUCCUCGGCCGCUGCGGACUCGCGGUGCCUCUCGAUUUGCACGUCGAUCGCAAGAUCGUGCUCGGAGGUAUUCCUGCGGACGGGCGCGACGACAAGUCUUCGCCAUUAGCAGGCGGCGCGCCGGCAGCUCCACUCGACCUGUCGAAAGCUGCCGACAUGCAUGCGCUGCUGUACGAGGCGCGUCGUAUGGGUGUCAGCCUGCAGCUGGUCAACAUUGCGCGCGACGUGGUGCCGGACGCACUCGAGCUGCGCCGAUGCUACCUUCCCGCCGACCUGUUUGAGGAGGCGGACGGCGGCAUGCAAGAGGCACUGCUGCACGGCCGCUUGAACGUGCCCAAACGUAGCGCUGCCGCAGCGGGCACGGCCGGCAAGUCGAAAGCCGAGGAAGCCGAGGCGGUGCAGGCGGUGCAGGCGGCGCAGGUGGCGGUUGAGCCUCGCGAGGUGCGCAAGUAUGCGCUCCGACUGUUGGCCAUGUCGCGUCGACUGUACGAUCAGGCGUAUCCUGCGCUCGGUCAGAUCCCCAACCGGCCGGCGCGCGCGGGCCUCAAGGCAGCAUGCGCCGUGUACGCUGCGAUUGGCACCAAGAUCGAGGCGCAGAAUGCCGACGACGUGGCAUCGGGCCGACGUGCACGCAUGUCGAAUCGGGACCGCAUCGUGCGUGCCGUCGCGGCGGUCUACUUUGGCGUGUGA
Moesziomyces aphidis is the source of this 2175-nucleotide messenger RNA. The record is from the annotation of a GenBank genome assembly. Lineage: Eukaryota; Fungi; Basidiomycota; Ustilaginomycetes; Ustilaginales; Ustilaginaceae.